Manihot esculenta (cassava) is the source of this 3311-nucleotide messenger RNA. Its product is annotated as pentatricopeptide repeat-containing protein At1g08070, chloroplastic. Gene Ontology annotation, molecular function: protein binding; RNA binding. The transcript is spliced from 5 exons. Bases 388 to 2004 code for a protein of 538 amino acids. The record is from RefSeq and is a predicted model, not a curated record. Gene Ontology annotation, biological process: RNA modification. NCBI's taxonomy places the organism in Eukaryota, Viridiplantae, Streptophyta, Magnoliopsida, Malpighiales, Euphorbiaceae.
ACUGCCGCAGGGAACGGAAAUUUUCAGAGAAACACGUUAUUUGAGCAGAUACUGUCCAGCGUCUAAAACCUCGAUUGCCAAAUAUCCCUAAAUUCUAUUGUCUUUAUCAGCAGGUAUACUGAUCUUUAAUCACGCGCAAGCUUAUGAACGCUUCAGUAGAGCUUUGCUGAACAAAAAUUUUACUGCUAGAAAGUGGCAAAAUUUGCUCCAAGUUUAGCCCCAAAGCUACCUCACAUACUUCUUGAAGAGAAGUUCAUAUCAAUCUUAGAGUCAUGUAAGACCCCCAAGCACUUUUAUCAAAUCCAAUCCCAGAUAAUUACCCAUGGCUUUGAAUACAAUGAUUAUAUCGUUCCAAGGGUUCUCUCUGCUUCUGCUUUGCUUAAGCAAAUGGAUUAUGCCCACAAAAUGUUCGAUCAAAUUCCUUAUCCAAAUCUCUCCAGUUGGAAUGCAAUGUUUAAAGGUUAUUCCCGGAACGACUUGCACAGGGAAGUUUUUGUCUUGUAUAGCCAAAUGAAGAGAAUGGAUAUUAUGCCUAACUGCUUCACAUUCCCAAUGGUUCUUAAAUCGUGUAUAAAGAUUAAUGCAUUCAGAGAAGGUGAAGAAUUGCAUUGUGUUGUGAUAAAGAGUGGAUUUAGAGCCAAUUCAUACGUGGGUACUAUGUUGAUUGAUUUGUAUUCUAGCGGAGGAGUGAUAGGGGCGGCUUAUAGAGUGUUUGGUGAGAUGCUAGAGAGAAAUGUGGUUGCUUGGACUUCCAUGAUACGUGGUUUCAUACUUUGUAAUGAUAUGGAAACUGCACGUCGCCUUUUUGAUUUGGCUCCUGAACGUGAUAUUGUGUUAUGGAACACUGUGAUUACGGGUUAUAUUGAGAUAGGGGAUAUGGCAAGAGCAGAGGAGCUUUUCAAUAGGAUGCCAAACAAGGACGUUAUGUCUUGGAACACGAUUUUGGUCGGUUAUGCCAACAGGGGUGAUGUUGAAGCUUGUGAAAAACUGUUUGAAGAUAUGCCGGAAAGGAAUGUCUUUUCAUGGAAUGGGUUUAUCGGAGGUUAUGCACGUGAUGGGCGUUUUUUUGAAGUAUUGAGUUCUUUCAAGAGGAUGUUAGUUGAUGGUAAUGUGGUUCCUAAUGACGCCACACUUGUGACUGUGUUAUCUGCAUGUGCAAGAUUGGGUGCUCUUGAUUUGGGUAAGUGGGUGCAUGUGUAUGCUGAGAGUAAUGGAUAUAAAGGGAAUGUAUAUGUUGAGAAUGCUUUGAUUGACAUGUAUGCAAAAUGUGGGAUUCUAGAAAAUGCAAUUGGUGUGUUUAAAAGCAUGGAUAUGAAAGAUUUGAUUAGCUGGAACACCAUGAUUGGUGGCCUAGCGGUGCAUGGGCGUGGAGCAGAUGCUUUAAGCUUGUUUUCUCAAAUGAAAAAUGCCGGUGAAAAGCCAGAUGGAAUCACCUUCUUAGGUGUCUUGUGUGCUUGCUCACAUAUGGGUUUGAUUGAAGAUGGCUUUGCAUAUUUUCAAUCAAUGAUUGAUGAUUAUUCAAUUGUGCCUCAAAUCGAGCACUAUGGUUGCAUGGUUGAUCUGCUUGCGAGAGCUGGGCUUUUAGUUCAGGCUGUGGAUUUUGUUAAAAAGAUGCCUAUGGAAGCAGAUGCUGUCAUUUGGGCUGCCUUGCUUGGGGCGUGUAGGGUUUACAAAAAUGUUGAAUUGGCAGAACUGGCACUUGAAAAACUCAUCAAGUUUGAGCCAAAGAACCCUGCAAACUACGUGAUGCUUUCUAAUAUAUAUGGUGAUCUUGGAAGAUGGAAAGAUGUAGCACGAUUAAAAGUUGCAAUGAGAGAUACUGGCUUCAGAAAAUUACCAGGUUGCAGUUUGAUUGAGGUCAAUGAUGGUGUUUUUGAGUUUUAUUCUCUGGAUGAGAGGCAGCCUGAGAGUGAACUAAUAUAUGGAACCUUGAGGGGUUUGACAAAAUUGUUGAAAUCAUCUGGAUAUGUACCAGACUUUGUGGAGCUUGGGAAGAGUAGCUGAAUAUAGAAGUCAUUAUUAUCAAAGGAUAGUGGAAAUAUGAUGGAGUUUUUCCAAUCAGACCAUAAAAUUGAAUGUGCUAUCACAGCUUACAGGGCAGCUUUAGCAUACCAUGUUGAGUCCACCUGCCCAGUCAGAUUAAAGUUCUGGAUCUGCUCCAUUGUUGGUGCUGCCCACAACGAACCCAAGAAUCAAGGCUCUUGACCUAUUUUGGAUGAUACAAGUUGCAAGUUCUAUAACAGUCUCUUUCUGAAUGCUUUGGGAAGGGUGCAGAAAUGUGUUUCUCUGCCCAUGAACAACAAGAUGAAAGAAGCUAUAUGUCGGUCAUCUAGUGUCCUUGCAUUUCUAGGCUUCCUCCUCCAAAAAAAACAUGCUAGAAGCUCCUUUUGACUCGGGGAAAGUUUGCAGGUUCUUUGGCCUGAAAGUGUGUGGAAGCCGGUGCCUUUUUCGUUGAUUUAAGGGAAGGAAUGCAAUGAAAAGACCAUGUAAAAAAGCCUUACUCUGCCUAAAACCAGAAAGCUACAGAAGAAAGGCACUAGCUCGCAUAUAAGAAAAAUAUAUACAUACAAGAAAAAAUGUUAUUUGAUUUUCUGUAGGUAUUAUUUGAAUUACAAUAAAAAAGACAGGAGGAACGCUUACAAAGAAGACCGUUGGACUGGGAGAAUAACUGUACGGGGAAGAGACUAAAUUUUGAAGCUGUGGAUAUCCUCUGUUAUGUACAAAUAUCUGACCAACUAGGCUUAAUAGAACCUCCGAAAGGAUCUAUCAACUCAAGGCAGCUAAAAGAAAAGGAAACUAGCAACAAUGAACCAAAGAGCACCGACCAAAGAAUAUCGAGAAGCAUCAACCACCAACAUUUUAAGAGGCCAAAAUAGAGCGUUAAAGCUUCAAAUCAAUUGAGGGAGAGCGAUGGCUAAAGCUCUACUGCAAUCAAAGGCCAUGAGGGUCACCAAUUACGAUUAGUCUUGCUAUAAUAUAUCCUGGCCGAACAUAGAUUGAAGUUGAAGUAAAAGGACUUCGGACGACAGAAGAGGCCCAAAAGGCAACCUCAGAGCACCCAAUAAUUAAUACACGAAUAAUCAAAGUGACAUUUGAGCAAAAAUUAUUAGUUUAAAAAACUGUGUCUGUCUGCCUUUGGAGCAUGCCUAAACUUACAAUCAUUAAUCAGCUGUUUGUGGGUUCCACUUUCAACAGCUCUAAACCCCGAAAAAAAGAAAAAAAAAAAACCUAGAUUGCUGCUAAUUUAAUUAACCUUCUUCAACAUCAAAGACAAACUCCCUAAAUUAAUGCUACCUGUUUUGUACGUAUUA